GAUCUAAGUACGUGCGGUCUUUGCACAGUGAAUACCGAGACUGCACCGCCGUACAAAACCCUGUUCUACGUGUGGGGACCAGAGAACAGUUUGAAAGAAUUCCUGCUCAAUGGGCAAGCCCUCGACGUCCGAAAGCAUCUCUGGGAUUUUGAAAUUCAAUCCAACCAUGGCGAGGAGAAGGAGAUGAGUCUUGGGUCACUGUCAGACGACACAGAAUAUAUAUGGAUAGAUGCACUGUGCAUCGACCAACGCAACCUGAAGGAACGGCUCCACCAAGUUGCAAUCAUGGGGGACAUCUAUUCUUCGGCAACCCAUGUCUUGGUCUGGUUAGGC
Molecule: messenger RNA, 333 nt
Organism: Paraphaeosphaeria sporulosa
Lineage: Eukaryota; Fungi; Ascomycota; Dothideomycetes; Pleosporales; Didymosphaeriaceae
Product: HET-domain-containing protein
Exons: 2
Source: RefSeq, a predicted model, not a curated record